Cercospora beticola is the source of this 888-nucleotide messenger RNA. RefSeq lists its product as uncharacterized. Lineage: Eukaryota; Fungi; Ascomycota; Dothideomycetes; Mycosphaerellales; Mycosphaerellaceae. The record is from RefSeq and is a predicted model, not a curated record.
AUGUCAAGAUUCGCUCUACUGGCCUCUUUGGUCAUUAAUUUGGCACGUGCUGAUUAUACAGAAUGGUAUUUCAGCGGGAAUAACUCGUGUCCUGGGUUGGGGAUCGCGUGUAAUGCGCCCGAAUCUUUGUGUGCGUAUGAUAGCGUUGUGGACAAGUAUUACUGCUGUUCGGGCGCGAGUUAUAAUGUCUGUCGAGCUUUUGCUGCGGAUUGUGGUGGGAGUAAUGGAGGUCCGUCGUCUUCGCAGCAAGAGUGUACUUCGGAUUCUGUUUCUUGGUGCUGUUUGAACAGUCGGGAGAGCUGUACGCAGCGGACUGGUCAGAUUAAUGUUUGCAUCGCAUCGCAAGAUAAUCCUAUUGGAGAGGUGUCGCAAAGUCUCAUUAAUGAGACAUAUACGUCGCUAUCGUCUGCUAGUCCUUCGGCGAGUACGUUCUCGGUGGAUGUAGCUUCGUUGGUUUCUCGAGCUACUGCGACAUCUACAUCUUCGUCAGCGACAUCGACAUCGAUCAGCUCGCCUACUUCGACUGCUUCCGAAACAGCCUCUCCACCAAGCGAAGACAGCGACAGUGGAGUCUCAGGAGGCACUAUUGCUGGUGCCGUAGUCGGAGGCAUGGCAGGUCUCGCUUUGAUCGGUGCUCUGGUAUGGUUCCUGCUGCGAAGAAGAGCUCGUCAUACACACGCGCCUGUUCCAACGUCCCCUACCGGAGGUCAAGCCGAGAAGCACGAUCAUUUCGGAGCUGUAUCUCCGGGUUACAGCACGCCGGCGCCGGAGUACCAUCUUUCUGAGAUGGAAGGCACACACGAGAUCAAAGAGAUGCCUGGAGGUGCGACACACCAGGUUAAGGAAUUGCCAUCUGAACAGAGUGAGCCAAGGGAGCUGCCGGCUUGA